This is a messenger RNA of Cygnus olor (mute swan), 2553 nucleotides long. It is a transcript of the gene BEND5, whose product is annotated as BEN domain containing 5. Gene Ontology annotation, biological process: negative regulation of DNA-templated transcription. The record is from RefSeq and is a predicted model, not a curated record. Gene Ontology annotation, molecular function: DNA binding. The coding region runs from base 801 to 2519 and encodes 572 amino acids. NCBI's taxonomy places the organism in Eukaryota, Metazoa, Chordata, Aves, Anseriformes, Anatidae. The transcript has 11 exons.
GAAUGCUCUCAGUUCUUACUGUAUUGUUAUACUUAGCUUUAUUUUCUAGAUCAUGGUUUAAGCCAAUCUGUAUGUUUCUGCUUUAAGCCAAUCUGUGUGUUUCAAAUGAGAUUGAGAUUUUAUAUGGAAUGUAGAUUACUUCACAUCUGUCUAUUGCAGAGUGCAUUUUCUGGGAUGAUGCACUCUGGACUAGGCAGACAUCUGGUCUAAUCCAUUAAAAUAGUUCCUCUGUGUUCUGAUGUUUGGUUAGAGCACUACAAAACAUCUUGUUUUAUUCUGGAUUAAUCAAUCAUUUUCCCAUUGCGCUUAGUUCCUUAUUCUUACCUGUUUUCUUGGAGCUGCUCAAAUCAGAUUUCUGCAAUAAGCCAUAAGUUUGUCUUCUUCCCUGGGUAGGUUCUUCACAUUGCAAGCUUGGAAUCCAAAUUAAAAGCCACUUAACCUUCACUAAUGAAGUCUGCAGGAGAAUGAAAGGGAUUAAGUUAGUUACUUUCAGGUGCUGCUUGGUGUCCCUUCCUGAUAUUAGGCUCAGCUGAACUUGAUGUCUCACACCUUUAGAAAUGCAGGAUAUAGCAAGAUUGCCUGCUUAGUUAAAUUUCUUCCAAAAACUCAACAUUAUUUUUCCAAUUCUGUAGCAAAGGUGACCUUAUUAAUUUAUCUAAGGAAGGUUUAGGAAUAGAUCAGAGUGAGUACAGGACGCCUGUAUUUGGUAAUUUUUUUGACUCAUGAACCACCCUCUAUCAAGAUGUGACAAUAAUUGCAUAAUUGUUUUAUCUUUCUGAUAAAUAGAAAAUGAAGAUCAGAUGAAAGUAUUUAAUUUUUCAGAGAUGGAUCCAGCUAAAAUUAGCCUAGCUACUGCAUUUUCUCUAAGUUACUGUUCUUCUACAGGUAGUGACGUAGGAGGUGAUGAUAUCAUAGCAGGGAACGUGAGCAAGUACAUUGUUCUCCCGGCUGGUUAUUGUGGACAGCCUAAAAAAGGACAUCUUAUAUUUGAUGCCUGUUUUGAAAGUGGUAAUCUUGGACGGGUGGACCACAUCACAGAGUUUGAGUAUGACCUGUUCAUUAGACCAGAUACCUGUAACCCACGCUUUCGAGUUUGGUUCAACUUCACUGUCGAAAAUGUGAAAGAAUCACAGAGGGUAAUUUUCAAUGUUGUCAACUUCAGCAAAACAAAAAGCCUUUACAGAGAUGGAAUGGCUCCAAUGGUGAAAUCCACAAGCAGACCAAAAUGGCAAAGAAUACCCUCUAAAAAUGUGUAUUACUAUCACUGCCCGGACCACAGGAAGAACUAUGUCAUGUCAUUUGCGUUUUGCUUUGACCGUGAAGAUGACACUUAUCAGUUUGCUUACUGCUACCCCUACACCUAUACUCGCCUUCAGCACUAUCUUGACAACCUACAAAGGAGGAACAUGGACUACUUUUGCAGAGAACUGCUAGGACUCAGUGUGCAGAGACGGCAGCUUGACCUCCUGACAAUAACCAGCCCUGAGGACAAAACUGACCUUGAGAACAGUGUGAUGCAGAAGAAAAUUAAAAUCCCCAAACUCUCUCUCAAUCACGUAGAAGAAGCUGGGGAGGUUACAGAUUAUGGGGAAGAAGAUGUGGAGCUUAGACACAGUAAGAGGCAAGAUGGGAGGAAACAAAGUGAAGGUACACACAAAAGCAUCGAAGCAGUUGUUGCUCGCCUUGAAAAACAAAAUGGGAUGAGUCUCAGUAAUACUUCCAGCCCUGAGGAGGCUUUUAUGGAGACUUCAGAAGGGAUGAACAACAUGGACGAUGCUGUAGUUCCUCGGAUUCUCUAUGAAGAAUUGCUGAGGAGUUACCAACAGCAGCAAGAAGAAAUGAGACACAUUCAACAGGAGCUUGAGAGAACGCGGAGACAGCUUGUGCAACAGGCAAAGAAGCUAAAGGAGUAUGGGGCACUCGUGUCAGAAAUGAAAGAGCUCAGAGACUUGAACAGGAGACUCCAGGAUGUACUGCUUCUAAGACUAGGUAGUGGACCUGCCAUUGAGCUUGAAAAAGUAAAACCAGAAACAAUUGAGCCUGAACCUGAGGUACAGAAGACCUUCAGUGAGGAAGCAAAUACAUCAACAUAUUAUCCUGCCCCUGUUCCAGUAAUGGACAAGUAUAUUCUCGAGAACGGAAAGGUCCAUCUUGGCAGUGGAAUUUGGGUAGAUGAGGAGAAAUGGCACCAGCUGCAAGUAACACAAGGAGAUUCAAAGUAUACAAAAAAUCUAGCGGUUAUGAUUUGGGGAACAGAUGUUCUCAAGAACAGAAGUGUCACAGGAGUUGCAACCAAAAAAAAGAAAGAUGCCGUUCCCAAGCCACCUCUCUCACCUCACAAAUUAAGCAUUGUCAGAGAAUGUUUGUAUGAUAGAAUAGCACAAGAAACUGUGGAUGAAACCGAAAUUGCACAGAGACUCUCCAAAGUCAACAAGUACAUCUGUGAAAAAAUCAUGGAUAUCAAUAAGUCAUGUAAAAAUGAAGAAAGGAGGGAAAGUGCAAAGUUCAAUUUGCAAUAAAUUUUGGAUUUUUAAUAAAAUCUUAGUGUUUUAC